AUGGCCUGUCUCCUCCGAGCCCCCGGCCUCCAUCGGAAAACAGAUGACGCCCCCUCCCAACUCCCUACGUCUUCUGAGAAGGACAAAGAGUCUGGCUGGCUGCGGACCCUGGCCAGCUCCAGCAAGGUUAGCCUUGGCUGCGUUCACCCUCGCCAGCGCCUCUCCGCUUUCCGACCCUCCCCUGCGGUGUCCACGAGUGACAAAGAGCUCUCCCCGCACCUCCCGGCCCUGAUUCGAGACAGCUUUUACUCCUACAAGAGCUUCGAGACGGGUGUGGCCCCCAAUGUGGCCCUGGCACCGCCGGCCCAGCAGAAGGUUGUGAGCAGCCCGCCAUGCGCCACCGUGGUCUCGCGGGCCCCUGAGCCUCUGGCCACCUGCCUCCAGCCACGGAAGCGGAAGCUGACUGUGGACACCCCCGGAGCCCCGGAGACGCCAGUGCCCUUGGCCGCCCCAGAGGAUGACAAGGACUCAGAGGCUGAGGUGGAAGUGGAGAGCAGGGAGCAAUUCACCUCCUCCCUGUCCUCACUCUCCUCCCCAUCCCUUACCUCAUCCAGCUCCGCCAAGGACCUGAGCUCCCCCAGUGUGCACGCCCCGCCCGCCGCGCCCGCUGCCCCUGCGGCUGCGGCCCCUGCCCACACCGCGCGCGGCGGCCUGGAGGCCGAGGUGGAGCAUCUGCGGCAGGCCCUGGAGGGCGGCCUGGACACCAAGGAAGCCAAAGAGAAGUUCGUGCACGAGGUGCUGAAGAUGCGUGUGAAGCAGGAGGAGAAGCUGAGCGCCGCGCUGCAGGCCAAGCGCAGCCUCCACCAG
Messenger RNA from Neomonachus schauinslandi (Hawaiian monk seal), 807 nucleotides. RefSeq names its product ski oncogene. Gene Ontology annotation, biological process: negative regulation of BMP signaling pathway. The record is from RefSeq and is a predicted model, not a curated record. NCBI's taxonomy places the organism in Eukaryota, Metazoa, Chordata, Mammalia, Carnivora, Phocidae. Gene Ontology annotation, cellular component: nucleus. Gene Ontology annotation, molecular function: RNA polymerase II cis-regulatory region sequence-specific DNA binding; DNA-binding transcription factor activity, RNA polymerase II-specific; SMAD binding.